UCGCCUGCGAUAGGAUACUUUCAGCAAACCUCACAUCUCUUAAGCAAAUUUUUACACCUCUGAACAUCUCUAUUCACCUUUUUAACAUCUUUACCAUUAAUCUGAGCAUUUCCCUGCACGAAUAUCAUCUUCUGAAGAAAUGCCGUAUUACACCAGCUGGGAUUCGUCCGACUCUGGACCGUGGGUUGAGGAUGGUGAUGUCCAACACGUUGUCUCUGCGCCCCACGUGUACCACCAGGAGCAGGACUUCACCCCCAGCACUCAGGGCCAGGCAUACUACAGCCUGCCUGCCCAGCCGUAUUACGCAAGCUGGGAUUCGUCCAACUCUGAACCGUGGGUUGAGGAUGGUGAUGUCCAACACGUUGUCUCUGCGCCCCACGUGUACCACCAGGAACAGGACUUCACCCCCAGCACUCAGGGCCAGGCGUACUACAGCCUGCCUGCCCAGCCAUAUUAUGCAAGUUGGGAUUCGUCGAGCUCUGAACCGUGGGUUGAGGAUGGUGACGUCCAGCACCUUGUCCCUGCCCCCCAUGUGUACAACCAGGAACAGGACUUCACCCCCAGCACACUGGGCCAGGUGUAUUACAGCCUGCCUGCCCAGCCAUAUUGCGCAAGUUGGGAUUCGUCGAGCUCUGAACCGUGGUUUGAGGAUGGUGAUGUCCAGCACCUUGUCCCUGCCCCCCACGUGUACCACCAGGAACAGCAGUUCACCCCCAGCACUCAGGGCCAAGCGUAUUACAGCCUGCCUGCCCAGCCAUAUUACGCAAGCUGGGAUUCGUCCAACUCUGGACCGUGGGCUGAGGUUGGUGACGUCCACCACGUUGUCUCUGCACCCCACGUGUACCACCAGGAACAGGACUUGACCCCCAGCACUCAGGGCCAGGCGUAUUACAGCCUGCCUGCCCAGCCGUAUUACCCCAGCUGGGACUCUUUUUCCUGCUCUGGACCGUGUGUUGAAGCUGGUGACCCGCCACACCCUAUCCCAUCCUCCCACAUGUACCACCAGGAGCAGAUAUUCACUCCCAGCACUCAGGACCAGCAGAUAGAGCUUCCAGUGAUGGCUGCACUUUCAGAGGACCAAAAUUGCAGCUCCAUGCCUGAAUAUCUGGGGACCAAGUAGAAGACAUCAGGACCACAGAUCCAUAGACCAAGCCCCUACUGAGUUAUAAUGGACUUUUCAAUAAGGAUUUACAUUGUCAAAACAAAGCUUCCAAGAUUUUUCAUGCUUACAAUACUUUAUACUUUUUUUUAUAUAUAUAUAUUUUUAAGAAGAACAUAUUGAAAUCAUUCUCACGGCUGGAUCGGGAAGCUGUUGCGAUGAACUUUAAUAGGAAACAUGGCAAGCACAUCACACACACGAACGACAUUGUUGCCAAACUUAUUAAGAAAUUCAAAUAGACUACGGACCAACCGAGAAGUGGACGUCCAUGAAUAUCCACUGACGAAGGCACAACCGACGUGGUGCUGGCAAACAUACUCUCUUCUGUAUGGAGCCUUUUGGAACACCCUGUGUAUUCCCCAAGUAACUGAUUUACUACAAAUCAAGGACAGACAAACAAACACACAAAAUAAUAAUAAUAAAAUCUGGAUUAAAAAACAUCUGGUGUUUCUAAUGUUUUUUAUGUUUUCUGAAACACUAUCCCAGAGGUUAAGAACGAAAAUUCUUCAUUGUCUGAAUUGUGGGUAAUCAGGAUUAACAGUGUAUAAGAUGAGUGAAGCGCUCAGGAUGGACCAGGAUGCUUCAGGACAUCAGAAAAAUCUUCGAAGCAAAACAAUUUGGAUCUUUAUAAAUAAGACUUUGUAGUCAAGCCAAACUUAACGAAAGGCAAACGUAAAGUGUUUUAGUUCAUGUAAAUGUUGUACUUUCUUUUCUUGGUAAGGAAGGUGAACUAGACAAACUAGGUGAAUGUUACAUAUGAAUAGUGUAAUCUAGACAUUUUAAAAGCAAUAGAUUCCCAGCAUCAUGUAGGAAUAGUAUAUGCAUUAUUUGGUUUUUUUUUUUUCAAAUGCAUUUGUAUGGAUAAAAAUGUCUGUGUUUUAUGUGAUAAACCAUUGAAGUCCUGGUUUCACUGGAAACGGCCCAAUCAUUUAUUAAUUUAAAUACCGUGUCAAAUAAGAAACUAAUGGCUGAAACAAGGGUCUGACGACAAUUAUUUCGAGAUUGUGUCCAUGCUUUGAAGAAGACUUGCAGCUUAUUUUUGGUCCUCUUAACUCACCUUGUUGAGACAUUUGUCCAAUUCUUCACUGUACCAUAGAACAGAUUUUGUAAUGAUUGUUUUUUUUUUUCAUAUGACAGAAUACAUUAUGCAAGGUGAAGCUCAGAUUUAUAUUUAACCCAUCAGUCAUUAGGUCAAGUUGAACUCUGUCUCCUCAUGGUACAACGCAUAAUUCACUUGUGGCAGGUUGUCUAUGCUGCAGCUGUGAUUGGAUCUGUAACGUCCUUGCUCACAUUAAUGCCAAACCUCAGAAUAAAUCAUGUGUGUGAUUAAUCCUGUGAGUAGAACCAUGGGAAUUGAAAAUAACAUCAAUAGACACCAAAACCGAUAGAUUCUUUUUUUCCAGAUUAAUGGUAUUUAUACUUAAUACCUGCCAUCGACUCCUUGAUGAUCCUAUCCCGUAGCAUCCAUCUGACUUCCUCCUAAAUAGCUUGAAGGCGAGCCUCCGGUACACGGUAGGGCCACUGUCUGACCACCACAUCCUGGCGGUGUUUUGAUCUCAUGCUGGACCAGAUGGGUCAGCCCUGGGGUGGACGAGAUGAUGUCGGCGAACUGGUCCACUACCUCUGUCAGCUCUUGGAGCUGCGUGGGGGUAAGAUCUUCUCCUUAAUUGACCAAGGUACACUCAUUGGGCUCUGAGGGAUCAGCAGAGAA
This is a messenger RNA of Ictalurus furcatus (blue catfish), 2870 nucleotides long. RefSeq lists its product as uncharacterized. NCBI's taxonomy places the organism in Eukaryota, Metazoa, Chordata, Actinopteri, Siluriformes, Ictaluridae. The transcript is spliced from 9 exons. The coding region runs from base 140 to 1120 and encodes 326 amino acids. The record is from RefSeq and is a predicted model, not a curated record.